CAUACAUUUUGCAAAGGUACCGAGCUAGGCAGAGGUGUGGGGUUCUUGGAGAAUGACCAUGAACCAGUUAUGGCUCCCACCAGACAAUGUUGAUUGAGGAUCUUCUGUCCACGUUGAGUCAGGAAGGCUGGGCACUUUCUAUAUAAUAAGCAUGGUACCUCCUCAGGUUCUGCUUUAGAACAUCAUACUUACCACUCACUCAAUCAUCAAUCGUAUAUCAAGAUGCUUCUCAAGCUUACAACAGUUGUGCCUCUCCUGCUCUCCAUCACUGGAGUCCAGGCCGGCUAUUACAGUGUUGGUGAACAAUGGGGCUGGACAUUUGGUUAUGAGACUGCGAGACAGCAUGUCAGGAACGCCUGCCACGGCUACUGGGAGGGGUCGCAAUUCAAAAAUGGAGCGUUCCAAGACACGUGGUUCAAGUCAAACUCGGAGUCUUCCCUACCUGCGACCGUCUGUAUCAAUGCGGUGACAAAUAAGGUUGGAGGGUAUCACAUGGUACUCCAAAUCACCAACCUACAGAACAAUGCUCGCACUUUGUCACAGACCGAUUGUGAAAAUGGGCUCAUGUCUGAGAUCGAUAGCUGCCCUGCUGGUGGCCAAAGUGACAAAUGGGGAUGGAGAUUCCGCUCCGAUCCAAACCUUGGCUGGUGUUAAAUCUCAAGGAGAAGAAGUCGUUCGCUCUAUUUGAUUAAGAUGAAUAUUAUAAAAUUCAAGUCGAGAUAUCCCAAAAAUAUUAGUGGAGUUUACUUGGACCUUUACUUUGUUGAUCUUUUAUUUUCUCGACCUGUCCCGUCUCCACGCUGCCGAUUAUCUUUUCACACAGAGUAGUCAAGCUCGGGUUCUUACGCUACGGUAGACACAAGGGUUACUGCCAUUCGAAUGUUGAGGGCUAGGAACUCAUUUACGACCCUUCCCUAAGCUUCAAAAGUCGUCACUUGUUAAGCGGUAGUCUUGAAGACAAAUUUGACUAGGAAGGAGACUGCUAAGUAACCAGCCGUAUGGAACAGCGAGCUAAACAUCAUUUCUUUGUGAAAGAGGUGGAG
This is a messenger RNA of Cadophora gregata, 1043 nucleotides long. RefSeq lists its product as uncharacterized. Lineage: Eukaryota; Fungi; Ascomycota; Leotiomycetes; Helotiales; Ploettnerulaceae. Bases 223 to 654 code for a protein of 143 amino acids. The record is from RefSeq and is a predicted model, not a curated record. The transcript has 4 exons.